AUGGAGUGGCUUCCCAUCCUGAACAAGGGAACUACUCUCAACUUGGGAUUUGUCAAGGUUGUCAAGAACAAGGCUUAUUUCAAGCGGUACCAAGUGAAACUCAGGAGGAGGAGAGAGGGGAAGACUGACUACUAUGCUCGGAAACGUCUAAUUGUCCAGGACAAGAAUAAGUACAAUAGUCCUAAGUACAGGCUCAUUGUACGAUUCACCAACACCAAUGUCAUAUGCCAGAUUGCAUGUGCUCAAGUUCAGGGUGACAAGAUUGUGUGUGCUGCAUACAGCAGUGAGCUUCCUCACUAUGGAGUGAAAGUUGGGCUCACCAACUACGCUGCAGCUUAUUGCACUGGGCUUCUUGUUGCUCGAAGGCUCUUGAAGAAAACUGGGCUGGAAAAGACCUAUGUAGGGUGUACUGUAGCCAAUGGUGAAGAAUACUCUGUGGAGAGUCUUGAGGAUGGUCCUGGACCAUUUCGUUGUUAUUUGGAUGUUGGUCUUACUCGAACCACCACUGGAGCACGUGUCUUUGGGGCUAUGAAGGGAGCAGUGGAUGGGGGUUUGGAUAUUCCUCAUAGCUCCAAGCGCUUUCCAGGUUUCAAUACUGAGACUAAGGAGUAUGAUCCUGAGGUCCAUCGUCAGCAUAUCCUUGGCAUCCAUGUGGCAGAGUACAUGAAAAAGCUUCUGGAGGAUGAUGAAGAUGCCUACAAGAGGCAGUUCUCACGUUACAUCAAGCUUGGCAUAACAUCUGAUGAUAUGGAGCCCAUGUACAAGAAGGCACACGAGCACAUUCGCAAGGAUCCUUCGCCUAAGCCAGUGAAGAAGGACAGGACUGGCAAGGUGCAGAAGAGGUGGAAUAGGCGCAAGCUGACUCUUGCUGACCGAAAGAAUAAGGUUGCCCAGAAGAAGGCAUCUUUCCUGGCCAAGCUGGAGAAAGGAGAGGUUAAUGCUGCUGACCUUCCUAAAUAGUGAAAAUGCCACAUUGAGGUUUAUUAAUAAAUGAGGUGGCUCCUGAAUGGGA
Darwinula stevensoni is the source of this 1012-nucleotide messenger RNA. The record is from the annotation of a GenBank genome assembly. NCBI's taxonomy places the organism in Eukaryota, Metazoa, Arthropoda, Ostracoda, Podocopida, Darwinulidae.